AAUCUUUAAAAGCCCUAAAACCUCAUGACUGUUCACAGUUCGAUGUCUCUGUAGUGUUUUUGAUUUAAAUGUUCGUGUUUAUAAUGUCUUCAAUUUCAAGCUUCCUUGCUUAAUACUUGUAAAUACUAUAUAUACAGACACAUACACAAAGCGUGACUACAUGAGACAGCUCCUCUUGAAUUGCGUGUGUAAAUGACCAAAAAGGCAAAAACAACUUUUCUUUUGUUGAGCCGUAAAUCAAUCAAUCUCUCUCUGUCUCUCUAGCCAAUAAUCUCACUCUGUUCUCUCUCUCUCUCUCUCGUUAAUUUCUUGCUUUCAAUGGAGAAACAGUAUCUCACUUUCCUUUCGUUUUGUUUCUCCAACACAAUUUGUGGGCUACUCAUAGUUUCUUGGCUUGCAAGAAGUAUCAUCCGAAAUGGGUUAAUAAGAACAUUAGCAUGGAGAAAAGAAAGGAAGAAGAAGAAGAAUCAAGAAGAUAAAAACAAAAUGUCUCUCCUGGAUUUGCCUGACUUAACCUUAGACUGCAUAUUAGAGAAGCUCUCUCCAUCUGAGCUAUGUGCAAUGACUUGUGUUUGCUCUGAGCUGAGGGACAAAUGUGUGAGCGACCAUCUAUGGGAGAAGCAUAUGGAGAAGAAAUGGGGAAGAUUGAUGGGUGAUGCAGCAACACAAGAGUGGAAAUCUCACGUUGCUACAAUAAUGAGAUGUCUCAGAAGUAGUAGCAGUAGGAAGAGUAAACCAAACUGGAGUUCGAGGUUUGUUGCGAGUCUUAAACCCUUUGCAUGGUUAAGCUCAAACCAUGGUUGUGAAAACAGAGGAUCAUCAUCAACAUAUUUGGCACCUAUUGAUUCUGUGAUGUAUUGGUACUCGAAUCUUGAAAAUGGCAAGUUUUGGUUCCCUGCUCAAGUCUACAAUCGUGAGAACGGACAUGUUGGAUUCAUGAUGUCUUGUUACGAUGCUAAAAUCAGAUACGAUUUCAAGACUGAUACAUUUCAAGCCAGAUACUCGGCGCAUGGCCGGCGAGCGGCGGAGGAAAAGGUGACGUGGCAGAGGCUGAGACCGUCUCAAGACGACACAAAGUCACGUGAUCUACACGUGUCAGAUUGUUUGCACGGACUUCGACCUGGUGACCAUUUCGAGAUCCAAUGGCGAAGAACCAAAGAAUUCCCUUAUGGUUGGUGGUUCGGAAUCGUUGGUCACCUGCAAAACUGCGACGGCGGAGAGAAUUGCCGUUGCCACUCUGACGAGAAUGUGGUGAUGGAAUUCAGACAAUUCAGACAGGAGUCACCGUGGAGAAGGACGGUGAUAAACAGGAAGGAACACCGUGAGACGGGAGAUGAAGAAAACGGUUUCUACGGCGGAGUAAAGAAAUUGGGUACGGAGGAAGAGAUUUCUACAUGGAAGCGAUUGUGGCCAUCACAAGCCUUGGAAUAGUGUUACUUGUAAUAGUUUUGGUUUCUAGUGAAAACUUUCCUAAAAAUAUUGUAAAUUAAUUGAUUAAUUAUGGUUAGGGAAGAGACUAUUUCGAUAUUGUCGCAGUAUAUGUAGUCGUAAAUUCUUCCGUCGUUGACUGUAAACAAAAUUUUGAAUCCAAAAAAAAAGGAAAGGUGUUUAUGGCCCUAA
Arabidopsis lyrata subsp. lyrata is the source of this 1620-nucleotide messenger RNA. RefSeq names its product F-box protein At2g41170. NCBI's taxonomy places the organism in Eukaryota, Viridiplantae, Streptophyta, Magnoliopsida, Brassicales, Brassicaceae. The transcript has 5 exons. The record is from RefSeq and is a predicted model, not a curated record. Gene Ontology annotation, molecular function: protein binding. Bases 319 to 1431 code for a protein of 370 amino acids.